This is a messenger RNA of Prunus armeniaca (apricot), 240 nucleotides long. NCBI's taxonomy places the organism in Eukaryota, Viridiplantae, Streptophyta, Magnoliopsida, Rosales, Rosaceae. The record is from the annotation of a GenBank genome assembly.
AUGUUCCCUUUUUGCCUCUUUCCCUCCGCUGCGAACGUUUCGUUCGCUCAGAGAAGGCGUCCAUUUUCAGUCCAUUUCGAACCAGCUGGUUGGGGGGCAGCUAUGGAAGAUCUGCAUUCAUUGUUAGACAUGCGUGGGGGGCCGUCGAUUUUCGUUUGGGAGGUGGGCUGCAAAUCCAGCCGUACUUUUAGUCUUCGUCUCACAGAUUUGUGGUCGGGAGAUUUCUCAUCGUUUCUAUAG